AUGCACACAGGGGAGAAGCCUUACCAGUGUGGAAAGAGUUUCAACCGGAAAGCAAACCUGAAAGCUCAUGAGAGAAUACACACAGGAGAGAAGGCUUACCACUGCUCCCAAUGUGGAAAGUGUUUCAACCAAAGAGUAAACCUGAAACAGCAUGAGAGAAUACACACAGGAGAGAAGCCUUACCACUGCUCCCAAUGUGGAAAGUGUUUCAACCAGUCGGGGGAGCUGAAACGGCAGGAGAGAAUACACACAGGGGAGAAGCCUUACCACUGCUCCCAAUGUGGAAAGUGUUUCAACCGGAAAGCAAACCUGAAAGCUCAUGAGAGAAUACACACAGGAGAGAAGCCUUACCACCGCUCCCAAUGUGGAAAGUGUUUCAACCAAAGAGUAAACCUGAAACAACAUGAGAGAAUACACACAGGAGAGAAGCCUUACCACUGCUCCCAAUGUGGAAAGUGUUUCAACCAGUCGGGGGAGCUGAAACGGCAUGAGAGAAUACACACAGGAGAGAAGACUUACCACUGCUCCCAAUGUGGAAAGUGUUUCAACCAGUCGGGGGCGCUGAAACUACAUGAGAGAAUACACACAGGAAAGAAGCCUUACCACUGCUCCCAGUGUGGAAAGAGUUUCAACCGGAAAGCAUGCCUGAACCAACAUGAGAGAAUACACACAGGGCAGAAGCCUUACCACUCCUCCCAGGGUGCAAAGCUUUUGCCCAUUUAG
This is a messenger RNA of Oncorhynchus nerka (sockeye salmon), 723 nucleotides long. Its product is annotated as zinc finger protein 502-like. The record is from RefSeq and is a predicted model, not a curated record. The transcript has a single exon. Gene Ontology annotation, biological process: regulation of transcription by RNA polymerase II. The coding region runs from base 1 to 723 and encodes 240 amino acids. Gene Ontology annotation, molecular function: RNA polymerase II cis-regulatory region sequence-specific DNA binding; DNA-binding transcription factor activity, RNA polymerase II-specific. NCBI's taxonomy places the organism in Eukaryota, Metazoa, Chordata, Actinopteri, Salmoniformes, Salmonidae.